GUAUAGGUACAGUAUAUCAUACGUAUAUACAGUACAUGUAAUCGAGUCGUCGAUCGUAUAGUUUAUCGCGAGUUUACACUGUAUUACAGUCGCCAGCAGUCGUUCAAUGCAUUCAUACCAUUCAAAACGUAUAUUUAGUGUUCAAUUCAAUAGUAGACAUACAUCUCUCUCAUAGUAAACAACAUUUUCAGUCAUCAGAAAAAAAUAAUACAUUAUUUUAUAUAUAAAUAAUAAUAUUUUUUAUGAGACAAUUGAUACCACAUUUUUGUUGUCCAUACCAUCAUCUACUACGACGACAUCACACCCAUUGUAUAGUUUUAGGAUUAUCUAUUAUAAGUAAUGUUAGAAGAAAUUGAAAGUGCAGUCAGUUUUCUGACCCGUUUGAUCACCAAAACCGCUGACCACUCGUCGUCAUCGUCAUUGUCUUCUUCUUCGGAUGUGAUAACUAAGGAAACGAUCGACAAGUUUAGUCAAAAGCUUUGCCAACUGUUGGAGGAAAAGUUUCGCAAUCAUUGGUUUCCCGAUAAGCCAGUCCGUGGCCAAGCGUUUCGUUGUAUACGGUUUAACGAAAAUUCGCGGCGCGAUUCAGUGGUCGAAAAGGCCUGCCAGGAGUGCGGCAUUAAUUUCGAUGACCUCAAACUGCCACUCGAGUUGACCCUAUGGGUCGAUCCCAAUGAAGUCACGUGUCGAUUUGGUGAACAUAAGGGCUCCUAUUGUAUUGUAGCCAAACUGAGAGACGGACGCAAAGAGAAUUACAUUGAUUCCAUCAAUUAUGAAGAACUGGAACAGAAGACUAUCGAAAGGAAUAGACAGGCAUCAUUUGAUUUACUAAACUCAUCCCGAAAGAGACGUAACAAUCAACGAAAGAAUGGUUAUAAUAUGAAUAUGAAUAACAAUAAUAUCAACAACAAUACUAUUAACGGCUAUUCAUCAUCAAAUGGCGGUAACAACGGUUUUAACGAUUAUCCAAUGGGUUUGUCGUCAUCGAGUUCUCCAUUACACCACCAGCAGCACCAGUCGUCUUCUUCGUCGUCGUCGUCGUCAUUCUAUCCAUUUUACGGUUCGGGCACACCGUUUGCCACUCAUUACAGUACGAGUCCGCCCAACAAUAGUAACAACAACGGGUAUCUAAAGUAUCCGAUAUCGCCGCCACAGUCGCGUGCCGUCGGUGGUAGUGGUAAUGGUCUCAGCAUCGGUGGUAAUGGAUCUUAUAGGGGACUGAAUAUUAACAAUAAUAGUAAUAACAAAACGAAUUACGCUAACCAAUCGAUCAACAAUUCAAAGGCCAAUAAUAAUAUUAAUAAUAAUAAUAAUAACAGUAAUAACCAGAACUUUUCGCGACAAUUGUUUUCUGGUAAUAGUUUUCAAUCGCCGUUUACAGCCUAUCAGACACAACAGGAUCGGUACCAUUGGGUCAACAAAUCCAUUGUUAAAGCAUGAGUUAGUAGUAGUAGUAGAUCCGACCCAUCACUACUCCUACAGAGGGAGACAAACCAAUUGAAGUAAAUAUAUAAAUAUAUAUAUAUAUUAUACAUCUAUUAUACAGUAAAUAUGAUAUUCAAAACUCAGUUUAUUAUUAUUAUUAUUAUUAUAACACAUAUAUACACACACACACAUAACAUACACACUUAUUUCUAGAUUAACCAUUUUAUUAUUAUUAUACAUAUAUCUACUAAUUAUAAAAUUUUAUUGAUAUAAAAAUUGAUACAAAUUUUUUUUAAUUAUUAUUAUUAUUAAUUGUUUGAUUGAUUUGAGAGAAAUUGAAAGUAAUGGAUAGGAAAAUCACACACAACUAUAACAGUAAUACUCUAAAUAUUUAAAUAUAUAUAUAUAUAAUAGCCUAUAGUUUCUAUAAAAUAUU
Molecule: messenger RNA, 1861 nt
Organism: Oppia nitens
Lineage: Eukaryota; Metazoa; Arthropoda; Arachnida; Sarcoptiformes; Oppiidae
Product: ankyrin repeat and ELMO domain-containing protein D-like
Exons: 4
Coding region: 340-1440 (366 amino acids)
Biological process (GO): negative regulation of mitotic cell cycle; negative regulation of cell population proliferation
Cellular component (GO): nucleus; cytoplasm
Source: RefSeq, a predicted model, not a curated record